Messenger RNA from Pollicipes pollicipes, 603 nucleotides. Its product is annotated as plectin. Gene Ontology annotation, cellular component: intermediate filament; hemidesmosome; cytoplasm. Gene Ontology annotation, molecular function: structural molecule activity. Gene Ontology annotation, biological process: intermediate filament cytoskeleton organization; wound healing; cytoplasmic microtubule organization. The record is from RefSeq and is a predicted model, not a curated record. Lineage: Eukaryota; Metazoa; Arthropoda; Thecostraca; Pollicipedomorpha; Pollicipedidae.
GCGGCGCAGGCGGCGCUGGGCGAGUACAAGGACAGCGCCUCGCGGCUGCACCAAUGGGUGCGUCAGCAGACGUCGCGCAUGCAGGAGCGCAGCCUGCCGCCGUCGCUGCCCGAGCUGCGCGACCUUCACGCACAGAGCAAGGCGUUCAAGACGCACGAGAUGCCGCCCAAACAGCAGGAGAUGGGGCGCCUGCUUCGGUUGUACCAGGACCUGGAGCGCUCACACCACGACCUGGGCAAGAUGGACCUGCCGCCCGAGCUGCAUAUCUCGCUGCUGGACCGCAACUGGGGCAUCAUGAUGAAGACCUACCAGGAGCGCCACCAGCAGAUCGAAGACGAGCUAAGCCGCAUGGAGCGGCUCCAGCGGCUUGCUGACAAGAUCCAGCGCGAUAUCCGAGCAACCGACCGACGGCUGAACGACGUGCAGCAGACCAUCCGCGACGAGGCCAAGCGACUGCCCAAGAUGAAGCCCAAGGACGCCAAGAUGCACGUCGAAAAGAUCGACCUGGAGCUGGCACAGAUCGAGGAGACGAUCAAGGGACUCUUCUCGGACGUUAACUCGCUGCAGGAGGGCCGCCACCCGCAGGCGCCAGAGUUACCAUAA